AUGCAGGCUGCAGAUAAACGCCAAAUGGAGAGUAUAAAGACUCUUUACAAUGCAUUGUACAAAUUGAAACAGAAAGUACAAGAUUUAGCCGUCAAAGCAGAUUCACAAGGACAUAAUUGUGAUUGGCCUCGCUAUUUGAGCACACUGGCCUUGUGCGCAUCGGAAUUGAGCGAAAUUCGCAAGGUUCUCGAAUCCGAUCGCUUUGUCAGCGAGCAUACGUUGGUCUUAACACCAACAUUGCUGAAUCCAGAACCUGAUCCAACAUUGGCCAAGGCAACCGAAGAACGACUAUCACUUUUCAAUCACGAUACCGUUCCACAGUAUUUGCGUACGAAGCUAGAUCCGAAGUUGGAAACCCAAUGCCAAGCGCAGUUGAACCGAGCGUCUAGUAUGCCCUCGGAGCAGUUGACCAAAUUGGUGAAUCUGGCCAAUCGAGCAAUCGAUUCUAGCCUGAAGGAAGUUAAUUUGUUAAAACAAGAGUUGGAAGCUGAUUUCUCGGAUCGACAAAAUAAAAGUACCAGCAGUGCAGAUGAUUUGAACGCAAUGGUUGCUGCAAUUACCCUCGGAAAAGGUUUAACAUCCUUCAAACAAUGA
Messenger RNA from Echinostoma caproni, 594 nucleotides. The record is from the annotation of a GenBank genome assembly. Lineage: Eukaryota; Metazoa; Platyhelminthes; Trematoda; Plagiorchiida; Echinostomatidae.